UGCUUGUUCCGUCCCACCAGGAAAAAAAACUUGGCCGACGUGUCGCACUGUUGCUAACCCGCUAACGCCGGUCAAAUAUAGUUUUUGUAUCACCGGUAAACAGAAUCGGACAGACAUGGGGGGAUCCCAGAGUGUAGAGAUUCCAGGAGGAGGCUCAGAAGGAUACCAUGUCCUGAGAGUCCAGGAGAACUCGCCUGGGCACCGGGCAGGCUUGGAGCCCUUCUUUGACUUCAUCGUGUCCAUCAACAACACUAGACUGAACAAAGACAAUGACACGUUGAAGGACCUGUUGAAGGCGAACGUGGAGAAGCCGGUGAAGAUGCUGGUGUACAGCAGCAAGACGCUGGAGCUGAGGGAGACCACCGUCACCCCUAGCAACAUGUGGGGCGGGCAGGGCCUAUUGGGGGUCAGCAUCCGCUUCUGCAGCUUUGAGGGGGCCAAUGAGAACGUCUGGCACGUCCUGGAAGUGGAGCCUAACUCACCUGCUGCCUUGGCUGGUUUGAGGCCGCACACAGACUACAUCAUCGGAGCCGAUACAGUCAUGAACGAGUCAGAAGACCUGUUCUCCCUGAUCGAGACCCACGAGGGGAAGGGUCUGAAGCUGUACGUCUACAACACAGACACGGACAACUGCAGAGAGGUGGUCAUCACGCCCAACAGUGCCUGGGGCGGAGAGGGCAGUCUGGGUUGUGGUAUAGGUUACGGCUACCUGCACAGAAUCCCCACACGACCGUUCGAGGAGGGCAAGAAGAUCAGCUUCCCCGGACACAGCCCUGCCGAACCCUCCAGCCCACUAAAGGACGGCUUCACAGAGGUGCAGCUGUCGGCUGUAACCCCUCCCGCUGCUGCUCCUGCUGCUCCCAUUGGUCUAGAGGACAGCCUCGCUGGCCUGUCAAUCACGUCGGCCACACCCACCAUUCCCAGCGAGCUGCACACAGGCGUGCCUACGGUACCCCUACUCCCCACCCAGGUCAGCCCCUCUCUGGCUUCCAUACCAGGGGUCAGUCCCGCCACCACGCUACCAGGCCUGAUGCCGUUACCUGCAGGUCUGCCGCCCCUCCCUAACCUGCCCAACCUGAACAUCGCGCUGCCAGACCUGAGUGCCGUCUCACUACAAGGCAUCACUGGCCUACCGCCCACUACAACUGGUCUGCCACCGCUGGUUCCCCUGGCCCCUCUGCCUCCUCUGAACCUGCCUGGCAUGGCUCCUCUGCCCAUGCCCUCCAUGUUGCCCACCUCCCUGGCCUCCACGUUACCCCCCCUGCCCACCGCAGUAGCCGGCCUGCCCCCGCUGUCUCUGGCGGCCGAGCAGGUUCCCCCAGCCCUCGUACUGGACGCCACUCCGGCAGCCAGCACCGCGUUGCCAGCGGCAGCACCAGAGCUCACCACCACCACAACGACGACGGCGGGAGUGGCGCCCGUAUCCACGGAGACGGCCGCUGCCCCGCCCACUGCUACAAUAGAAGACGCCGCCCCGCCCGCUGCAGAGUCAUCGUAACAAAGUGCUGUUUUGUGUUUUUGUUUUGGUCUGUUUGUUUUGCAAUUCCAUUUUUUGUUGUUUUUUUUGUUUUUGCUCUUUCUCUCUGUCUCUCUUUCUCGGCAACUGGUCUCUCUGUCUCUGUCUCUGUCUCUCUCUCUCUCUCUUGUUAUCUCGUCUCUAUGACUCUUCACUCUCUGCUUAUGUCCCAUCUGUCGGAGAUGGGUUAUUCUUGUUACACUCAAAUGUAUUUAUUUGGCCCGAGUGAGUAAAUCUUAGUGGGCCGAAGAGGCUUUGGCGAGACUCAAGCCCAGCCGCUGAAGACAACGCCUGCUCGCUCGCUGACGUACGGACGGACGGACGCGUAGAUGAGGUGAAGGAUGGAUUGGAGAGUGGACUGCACAAUGUGUGUGUGUGUAUGUAUGAAAAGAAAGCAGGGACUGGAAAGAAAGAGACUGAUAUGCUGAGAAAAGAAAAAACAAAAGGAAAAGAAGGAUAAGAAAAGAAGCCUCGUAAACUACAGUGACCCGGCAGCCGAUGCUUCUCUCCUGUUAAACUGUGCAAACUCCCACCAGUGCGUUUAUAUUUCUGUCUGGAUUUCUUUGCAUUUAUUAUAAAAAAAAUUUGUUAAAAUUCCUGUAAUUGCUUUUCAAUCGAUGAGUCAUUUUUUUCCAUGUAUUUGUAGUUAUGCUUUGUGAUUGAUUUUUUUUUUUUUUCGUUUAUACUGAAGAGAAUCAUUAUAUUGCAUUUUUUGCACCAUAUUGUAAUUAUUAAUUUAGUUCUAUUUGUUUUCUCAUGUAAUACUCCUUUUUACGUGCACAGCCCGCCAUGGCCCUCCACUCCAGCAGGGGGAGGUGUCCAGGUGGUGAUUCCUUGGAGAUUGCUGCAUACACUGGGCAUUUAUCAAAGUGAAGUGUUCUAGCCUUGCUAGGGCGUUCUCCAGGGAAUAUCCCAUUAUUAAUUAAAUAUUGGAUACUCCUUGGUGGAAUCCGCGAAAAAAUAGGCGUUGCUCGCGCUAGCAAGGUUAGAAGACCUCACUUUGAGAAAUGCCCACGGACAGGGUAGGCCGGGGAGCUUGCGCAGAGGCGCGCCAUGGCUUUGGGGGGGGAAAGAGAUGUCAAGUGUAAAUUGUUUCCUUUCCCGUUCACGCGAGCAAUAAACUACACGGGAUUUUACACUAAAACUCUUUGUCCUUUGUCCACUCCUGGCUAUACUAAAUCACGCUUUUUGGAAAAUCUGCAGAGAGCGGCACUAUGUGCAUUAUAGUAUGAUUGCAUGCGUCCUUCUCCCCCUCUCUAACUCAACUCACACAUUGAAUUUGUAGAUAAUAUUAUAUAUUUGAUGUCAUGACUCAGUUAAUAUCAUCCGUGCAGGGGUGUAGCAGCCAAUUUGGGCCCUAUGUACAAUCGGCUCCAAUGUAGGGCUGGGCGAUAUGGAAAAAAACUAUAUUACGAUAUGGAUUACUUUAUAUCACGAUAACGAUAUAUAUCACGAUAUAGCACAAUUACAUAUGUUUUCAGUUAUUCUCUUUAUUUGCUCUUUAUUUUUUCAUGUCGCAAAACAACCUUUCUUUAAAAUGGAUCUCUUUAUUGUUAUUUUUACAGUUACAUGAACUUAUAGUGUGUAUUGUGUCAACAUGGAAUGUAAUUAAAUUAUAUUCAAUUGUAUAAAACUGAUAAAGUUACUAUCACGAUAUAAACGAUAUAGGGGAAAGGUCUCGAUAUACACUUUUAUAUCACGAUAACGAUAUAUAUCGUCAUAUUGCCCAGCCCUACUCCAAUGGACACCCCCCUGUCAUAUAUGAAUCGGACUGUGUGGCCCCCUUAUAUACAUGGGGCCCUGGUGACCCAAUCACACUUUACCCCCCUGUCUAUGUGAGACAUAGACCACUGCCACCAAUGGAAUAACCUGUUUGCCAUCACACCUUUGCGAGGCUCUUAUCGCGGGAUAAAAUGGGUGAUGUCAACCAGGUCAGUUCCCCCAGGCCCAGAGAGAGAGGGGGGGGGCAGAACUGGGAUCCUAUAUAGGCCCAAUUGUAGUGGUAGAGUUUGGCCCUCAUCUGUGGUGGGGGCGCUUUCAGAUGACCGUCCUCCUGUGCUCUGCCAGAGCUGUCAGCAGCAGCUGCAUCCCUGAUUAUAAAUCAUAAACAAAAUAAAAUAAUGAUGAAAGCCUUUACAAUGAAAUUUGGCCUCUUAAUCUCCUUCAUGGCAUUGGCAAGUAAGUUAUGAUGGAUACCUUUGAAGAUCCUCGUUCAUCAAGACCAGAGAUGACAAAAGAGUAGUGUUGUAAGUGGCAACAGUCCUUUGUAGGUUCAGGAAAGGACUUCUCAGCUCUGAAGUGGUGUUCUACAUUCGGGUUCAUGGCAGGUUAUGCUUUGCUUGCGCAUACCACCACCUACUGGUUUCUGGGAGACUGUACUACUUGUACCUGCUGCUUACAUUCGGGCAUUAUUUGCCUCCCUUCCCAACACUGGCCGGAUUUAAGUGAGCGCCGCCAUCCCUAAAAAUAAAAAAAUGUAAUAUGCAAAUGCUUGCCAUAUUUC
This is a messenger RNA of Engraulis encrasicolus (European anchovy), 4019 nucleotides long. RefSeq names its product golgi reassembly stacking protein 2 (gene gorasp2). Gene Ontology annotation, cellular component: Golgi apparatus. The transcript is spliced from 10 exons. NCBI's taxonomy places the organism in Eukaryota, Metazoa, Chordata, Actinopteri, Clupeiformes, Engraulidae. Bases 116 to 1498 code for a protein of 460 amino acids. The record is from RefSeq and is a predicted model, not a curated record. Gene Ontology annotation, biological process: Golgi organization. Gene Ontology annotation, molecular function: protein binding.